AUGGAGCACAACGAUAUUGAAAAUGGAGGCUUCCCAGCUAAUGGAAAGCAAGCAAAUAAAAUGGAAGAGUUGGGUGGAUUUGACACACGACUCCAGAUACUAGGAGAGAGGCAGCUUUAUUCAAGCUCACUCGGUCGUCGUCAGAUGGAGUCACUCACAGCCAUAUGUGACACCUUCGUGCCAGCUAUCAACAUCUCCGAUGACACCAUUGAUGAAUCUGUUCUCAGGUUCUACCAAACUUCAGCCUCCAUGACAGCAAUUCCACAGCAUGUAGCAUGGCAAAUAAGAGAGAGAAUGCAACAUCCAAAGCUUUAUUUGUUCCACUUGGCACUAUGGUUGCUGUCAACAAGGAUAGGAACUUUGAUAUUGUGUGGGAGAGGAAGCUUAUCAAGCCAUUUUCCCUACCUCCAAAAGUUCUCCGAGGUUUCACCAAAGAGAAGAGAAGAGAUAUUGCUUUCAUGGUCUCUCAGCUUUUUCUCUCUCCUCAGAAUGCUUUAUGGUGCCAUGAAAUUUCUCACUCUGCUAGCAUUCUUCACCCAGUCGGACCAACACAUUAAGUUGCGCUCUAGAGGCCCAUUGGGAGUAAUCAUGGUCCGUGCUUUUCUUCACGGACUAGCCCGACUCAGGCUUGCCAUUAAAUUUCAGGUGAAUGAGAAGGACGAGAAUCCAUCCUGGAAGGCAAUAGGCUACUGCGGACCUGAUCCAGACUUCAAAACUCAGAUUAGGAAAAUCGAAAGAUCAACAGAAAUGGAAUAUCAAAGAUCAACCUACAAUGAACAAGAGGAGGACUUAGAUGAAAAAGAGAUGCUUGGACCUCUUUACAAAGGAAUCAUCGAUAUAAGGCAACCACUAAAAGUAGUAGCAGAAUCCCUAAAACGAUCAGGUUUCCAGGUCUCAAUGUACCAUGGGAAAAAUAAAAGUUCAUAUUCAUUCAAUCCUUCCUUAACUAUCAAGUGUGAUGCAGUUGUAAUUGGUUCAGGCUCUGGUGGUGGUGUUAUUGCCGGAGUUUUAGCAAAAAGUGGAUACAAGGUGCUUGUCUUAGAAAAAGGGAACUAUUUUGCUAGGAGCAAUCUCUCACUUCUUGAAGGACAAACUAUGGAUCAAAUGUACCUAGGCCAUGGGCUACUAGCAACGGAUGAUAUGGGUGUAGUAAUACUUGCAGGUUCCACCGUUGGUGGGGGCUCCACCAUAAAUUGGUCGGCUUCCAUUCAAACUCCCCCACAUGUAAUCAAAGAAUGGUGUGAAAUCUAUGGACUAGAAUUAUUUGGCAGUCAAUUGUACAAAGAAGCCAUGGAUACUGUUUGCCAGAGAAUGGGAGUUCAAUCACAGGUUGAUGAUGAAGGAUUCAACAAUAUGGUUUUGAGAACAGGGUGUCAUGAAAUGGGUUAUCCUGCAAAUACUAUCCCUCGAAAUUCAACCCCUGAUCAUUAUUGUGGAUGGUGCAGUCUCGGAUGUAAAGAUGGAAGAAAGAAAGGUACCUCAGAGACAUGGCUAGUAGACUUGGUGGAUUCGCUCAACGGAGCAAUUCUUCCUAGGUGUGAGGCCAUAAAGAUCCUACGUAAGCACGAAAAAGGAAGAGAUCGACCCAUUGCAACAGGAGUUGCUUUUGAAUUCCGUUGUCAAGGGAUGAAAGAAGUUUGUGUGGUGGAGUCAAAGGUGACUAUUGUGGGAUGUGGGGCUCUGUGCACUCCUACACUCCUAAGAAGAAGUGGCCUGAAGAAUCCAAAUAUUGGCAAAAAUCUGCAUCUUCAUCCAGUAACAAUGGCGUGGGGCUACUUUCCAGAUGCACACUUGUCCAAUGCAUGGCCAGCCCCAGAGAAGAAGAGCUAUGAAGGGGGCAUAAUGACAGCAAUGUCCACAGUGGUGGGAGAUUUCAAAAAAUCUGGUUAUGGUGCAAUCAUACAGACACCAGCAUUGCACCCCGGGAUGUUCUCAGCUUUGAUGCCUUGGGUUUCAGGUAUCGACUUUAAAAAUCGAAUGUGCAAAUUUUCAAGGACUGCCCACAUAAUUGUAUUGGCAAGAGACAUAGGGUCGGGAGAGUUGGCCUCACCGAGCUCGAUCAGUUACCGGAUGGACUCUACUGAUGAAGACCAUCUAAAGAGAGGACUAGAGAAGGGCCUGAGGAUAUUGGCAUCAGCUGGAGCUGAGGAAAUCGGAACUCAUCAUCGUAACGGAAGGACAUUAAACGUGAAACAAGUGAGCUCUCAUGCAUAUGAGAGGUUCGUCAAGGAGGAGAGUUCAAAUGCAUUAAUGAACCUUUCAACUACUAUAGCUUCAGCACAUCAGAUGGGGAGUUGCCGAAUGGGAGUCGAUCCAAAGGGCUCUGCAGUGAAUCCAAUGGGAGAGACAUGGGAGGUAGAGGGACUGUAUGUGGCAGAUUCAAGUGUCUUUCCAACUGCAUUAGGUGUGAAUCCAAUGGUCACCAUUCAGGCCAUUUCUUACUGCACUGCACAGUCAGUUCUUGAAGCUCUGCGGAGAAAGAAGAACGAGUGAUGAAUGAAAUUACAGCUUCAAGCUUGCGAUUUAUUUAAUUCUAUGGACAUGAACAAGGAAUAUAAUGCAGUGGAAAGUUGAUUUUUUUAGCAUACUGCUCAUUACUGCAGUAUUUUGGUUGAUAUCCCCUCUGUAGUGACAUUAACAUCAUGUUGUAAAUUUUGGUUCUAUUUUGUGGAUUCCAAGUGCAUUGGAUGGAAAAAUAAGUUCUGAUGGUUCUGCUGCAAUAUCAUGGAAUUCCAACAAUUCAAAAUG
This is a messenger RNA of Ilex paraguariensis (yerba mate), 2748 nucleotides long. NCBI's taxonomy places the organism in Eukaryota, Viridiplantae, Streptophyta, Magnoliopsida, Aquifoliales, Aquifoliaceae. The record is from the annotation of a GenBank genome assembly.